GGCCGCCAUGUGGGGAGAGCUCCUCAGUUCAAAUCACCGGCCGCAUUCGCCACACUGGCUUUGUCCGCCGACUGAACCACCAAACACUUUGUCACCCAACCCCACAGAGCAGCAGAAAUGGCACAACUUACGCAAAUGACCAACGAGCAGCUCCAGAAGCUGAUCGAAGCGGUACAGGCAGCCGCCGUGUCUGCCGCCGGAAGUGCAGCCGCAGCCGAGGGAGCAGACGCCACCAAAGGCAAGGGCAACUUUUCCACGUGCACGCACAGCUUCGGCGGAACCCGCGAUCACGACGUGGUCGAGGAGUUCAUUGCCAACAUCACGUUGUACAAGGAGCUGGAGGGGAUCAGCGACGAGAACGCUCUGAAGGGCAUCUCACUGCUGUUCUAUGGAAUGGCCAGCACCUGGUGGCAGGGCGUCCGCAAGGAGGCCGCCACAUGGAAGGAAGCCAUCAACCUCAUCCGCGAACACUUCUCGCCCACCAAGCCCGCAUACCAGGUCUACAUGGAGUUCUUUCAAAGGAAGCAGGAAGACAUUGACCCCAUUGACACCUUCGUGAUCCAGAAGCGAGCGCUGCUGGCCCAGCUGCCCAGCGGUCGCCACGACGAGGAAACGGAACUGGAUCUCCUGUUCGGUCUGCUGAACAUCAAGUACCGCAAGCACAUCUCCCGCCAGAGCAUCCGUACCUUCAAGGAUCUCUUGGAACAGGGCCGCAUCAUCGAGCACAACAACCAGGAGGACGAGGAUCUGGUCGCCGCAGCAAAAAACACCCGUGGCUCCAAGCGCACCACCCGCUGCACCUACUGCAGUUUCCGGGGCCACACAGUCGACAAUUGUCGCAAGCGCCAGAAGGAUCGGCAGGAGGAUCAACGCGAGGAGUAGGCGGCACAAACACCGCCAAAUACCAAGGGGCAGCAGCCACCGUCAUUGGUGACCUCAUCGCUGCCCAAUACAGAACUUUUCGUAGCCUCGCCGGCCGAUCGACGCCAGAGACAACGCCCAACAACCGGGGAGAUGAGGAGCGGCAGCAACACCAAAAGCAGCAGCAGCAGCAGCAGCAUCAGCAGCAGCAACACCAAAAGCAGCAGCAGCCACAUCUCAUACUCUCCAUACUCACUGGCAAUCGGCGUGCCGGUAAGCCGCGAUUUAGCUUCUGAAACCCACGCUGUUUGUAUUGCUCUUCGCAAUACCUCGAAAACGGCUCUAUUUCUAUAAUAUUUCACGCCGACUCGCGGCUAUUUUGGCACAGAACGCCAGCAUUUGGAAAGUAAUUUAUAUAAUUACUUAGAAUAUUGAACAUGUAUUUUCAACUAGUAUGUAGAUUUCGAGAAUCAUCGGGCGGAGCGGCUGAGGAUCAGGCAUUUCGUCCGUAAAAUCGGUUAUUCGCAAUGGAGGACUAUGAAAUUCGAACCAGAUGGCGGGUAAAGUGCCUCGGCAUGGAGCCCCCAUUUUCUUCGAAUCUGAUGCUCUGACAUCGCGAGUCCGAAAUGGAUGUUGCUUGAUCUCCAGUCGCCCCGCACAACCGUUGAUUCUCACAACCGCCGGCUCCACUUUGUGCCGGUCAGCGGAGGAGCAGCGAUUAGUUGGCUGUCAAGAGAGAUGAUUGCUGUGUUGAAAGACAUGGCAAUCAUAGCUUUUGUAUCCAUUAUUUGUGAUUUUUCGUCUGAUCCCGGUCCUUUGUGAAGCUGGCGAACCCGUCCGGUGAACGCCCACUUAGAUCCUUUUGCCGAGGGAUUUCGACGGCCCCGAAGGCGGGCGCCACUCGUUUCCGGUUGUGGCUUCGGCUGCUUCCGGUUUCCGGUGACGCAAUCCUUCGCGAUGUCCCCCCUGCGAGUGGAGCUACAAUGGGCGUGAGCCGGGCAAAACUUAAAUUUCGUCAGAAAUUUAGGACACCAACCAACCAACCAACCAACCAACUUGUUUUGAAUUUUUCAAAACUAAUUGACCACAUAGCACUACGAUGGCUAACGAUUCGCCAUCCGUGCGGUUGGCACGCCAAGUUGUCUCUUCGAGAUCAGGGGCCUAGGGCUGUUUAACAUUCGACCCCAGCGAUUUCGCGACAGGUUUCGGCACGCCAGUAUCCAUCACACAAAAUCCAGGGGCUGGGACACGUCACUACCGGACUCCUCCAGCCGGCACAGACCUCCCCGCCCCCAACCAUGUAAAAUCGGCCGCUUGUGCAGAUGCCAUAGGCGCGACCAGCCAUCCGACCUGGAACAACUCCGGAAAAUGGUGACCAGACUUGCUCGUGCGCCUUCAACUGGAGUCUUGGCCACAAGCACAGCAAGGCUUUGGCCCGCUAUCCCCAUACAGAAACCAAGAGUGGGGCCUAUGGUAGACCGCAAGUGGCUGAUAAAUACACAACAAACUUGUAAGACUGAAACCAGAUUAUUAUUAAACUACAGAACCAGCAAAACUA
Messenger RNA from Drosophila erecta, 2419 nucleotides. RefSeq names its product activity-regulated cytoskeleton associated protein 1 (gene Arc1). The transcript has a single exon. Lineage: Eukaryota; Metazoa; Arthropoda; Insecta; Diptera; Drosophilidae. The record is from RefSeq and is a predicted model, not a curated record. Bases 118 to 882 code for a protein of 254 amino acids.